CCCACACAUGAGUCUCUCUUCACGCCCACACAUGAGUCUCUCUCCACGCCCACACACGAGUCUUUUUCCACGCCCACACACGAGUCUCUCUCCACGACCAUACACGAGCCAUUCUCCACGCCCAUGCAUGAGUUAUCCUCCACGCCCACACAUGAGUCUCUCUCCACGCCCACACACGAGUCUCUCUCCACGCCCACACAUGAGUCUCUCUCCGCAUCCAUGCACGAAUCAUUCUCCACGCCCAUGCUCGAGUCAUUCUCCUCUCCCACACCUUCUGUACAUAAAAAUUGCACUCGCAGAGGCUGCCUCGUCCAGGAAAUACACUUGUUACCCACACUGCAACAUCCUCUCCUGCCGGAUGUGGAGAAUUCUCUGGACUACAGUGCCUCCAGUAACGUCCUCAGUCACUUCCUCCCUGUGGAGGUGUCGGCGGCACCCACCACCACGUCCCAUGUGACGCCUUCUAUGACGUCUCCGGCCGUGUCACCGCCAGCAGAUCAGCCUAUAGUCAAUUCCUUGGUGGCCGCCUAUCUGAUUGUUGUAGUGGUGGUGUCAGUGGUUGCCAACAUCGUGGUCGUGGUGGUACGUGUCUGUGGGAGGCGUCGUCGCGUCCGCAGUGGCCACUUGUGUACCCUGAGCCUGGCCGUGUCUGACGUGGCCUUCAGCUUGCUGGUACACACACUUAUGAUCCUGGCCGCUUUGGGGGUCGACCCUGUCAUUCUCUUCAGUACGGCAGGUUGUAACUACUACGGGUUCUGUGCAAUGUCGCACGUUCUCCAUGGUCAUCCACGCUUGUGUCAGCCUCAUCCGCUACAUCAACAUCUGUCAUCCAGAGAAGGUCGUUUUGGCUGCCCAUCACAACUCUUCGCCAUUGUGAAUAGGAAUGCACUGAUUAAUCAGUAUCGGUAUGAUGAUGGUCGCGGUCAAGUCCGCUCUUCAACUGGGGAUGAGACCUUUGAGUUCGGGUGUACUCUUGCCUUCUCCGACCCGACCCGCAGCGGCCGCUCUUUCGUCACCUGUGCCUUCGUCUUCGUCCUCCUCCUACCCUUGGGUGUGAUGGUGACCUGCUAUUCCCUCAUCAUCAUCCAGGCCCACAAGUAUCGUCGAGAGAUGAGCCGCAUCGCUGACAACGGGACCACCACCACCCUGAUGGAGAGGGAGGGCGGGUCACUCUUAGGACAAGUUGGCUCUCUCCGUAAGACACAGCGUUCACUUAGGCUGCAGAACAAACUAGUCAGAAUGUCGAUGGUGGUGGCAGGUGGGUAUGUCCUGGGCUGGCUUCCCUACGCUGUGGUCUGCAUGUGGGCCACUUACGGCGACUACAGCGCCAUACCCAUAGAGGUUCGCCUGGCGGCAUCACUCAUUUGUAAGUCAGCCACGGCUUACAACCCCUUCAUCUACUACUUCAUGAGUGAGGGGUUCAGGGCAGACCUGCGGUGGCUGGGACGUCGCGUCGGCCUCAUCAAACACCCCAUCAACGGUAGCACCUUCCACCCCUCCUACAGGAGCUUCACCAGGAGUAGCAUCAAGAAGUCAAGGGACCGGACGAGGGAGAACUCCAUGCAGACUAAUGCUAGCCGCAAGGACUCCAACUCCACCUGUCUGACUUCACCCAACCUGGGGACGCCAUCAACACCCCUCUCUCCCUUCACCAGCCCAGACACUGGUGAUGACCCUCCUGUACACUUACUCUCCAAUCCUAUAUCCAUCUCCAGUAGCCCCAGGAUAAGCAACAGCUGCCUCCGCCUCUCUAGUUCUAGUCUCCAACAAAUGGAGUUCAUAAAAUCACAGUCACAAAUUACCAGACAAAGAAAGACUGAGAAACCAUUGUCAGCCACGGAUUUUCUUACUGACAAGGAAAUCCUUAAGAAUUUUAACCCUAGACGAAGGAUUGUGAACAUGACUUGUGAUGUAGAUCCUUUGCAGUACCCCUGCAGGAGAUCCGUGUCCUUCUCCAUGACUCCAGAAGCAUCAUUACAUGUUGUCCCCACUUCUCCAGAUCCUACUGACAAAGUUGAAGAAAAACCCAAGAGGACUCUUCGAUCACAUUCCCUGUACGGCUCCAGGAGUGGCAAAAUAAUCAAGACUUACCCAAGAAGAAAGCCCUUAAGAGAUUCUUUUAUGAAUACAAGAGUAUAAUUUUGUUUGUAGAUGAUAACGUGCAUAUCCUAAUUCAUAUAUUUUAUUCUACUGUAUGUUAACAAAUCACUUGAGGUUGUCCACUGUCCAGUAUCCUAUUAGAUUGUUUAAUAAAACAAUUAUGACUGUUUAGUAUCGUCAAAAAUUUGGUUAGAUUUUAUAAUGAAUACAAUAGAUCAAUAUUUUCAUAUAUGUGUAGAUCUGUCUGUAUAGAUGCCUGCAUGAUUGUCAGUUGUAUGUGGACCAUUAUACUGUAGUAAAUGUUUCUUGUGCACAGUUU
This is a messenger RNA of Homarus americanus (American lobster), 2419 nucleotides long. RefSeq names its product melanopsin-like. Gene Ontology annotation, molecular function: G protein-coupled receptor activity. The record is from RefSeq and is a predicted model, not a curated record. The transcript is spliced from 9 exons. Gene Ontology annotation, cellular component: membrane. Gene Ontology annotation, biological process: G protein-coupled receptor signaling pathway. The coding region runs from base 124 to 2139 and encodes 671 amino acids. Lineage: Eukaryota; Metazoa; Arthropoda; Malacostraca; Decapoda; Nephropidae.